Molecule: messenger RNA, 4726 nt
Organism: Coregonus sp. 'balchen'
Lineage: Eukaryota; Metazoa; Chordata; Actinopteri; Salmoniformes; Salmonidae
Source: the annotation of a GenBank genome assembly
AUGUUCCUCGCGUUCGUCCUGGGACUCUACCUGGCGACAGGUGCGCUACCCUCCUCGGUGAGCGCGUGCCCGUCACAGUGCAGCUGUUUUUUUCACAACCUGAGUGAUGGAUCUUUGGCCAGGUGAGUAGAAGAAACGAACCAAACCAAAUUGUCGCUUUAUGUGCAUGGUUUUAUUUGUUUGUGCAGACGCAUUCCGUUUAAUUGAAGAGGCUUUUCUCGCAUGAUUACAGAUGUUGACCCCUCACUGUGAAAUCAGCACGUGGACAAAGUGAAUUAUUGGGAGUGCAUGAUGUCCAAUUUUAUUUAAUGCAGGAUUAUCUUGCAAAGGCACACUGACCAACUCUCCAUCUCUGUCAAUCUCUCUGAGUUUAGUUUUUAGUGAGAGUGUUAGGCCUACAUGUAGGCUUUUGAAUCAGUUGACUAUAAUUACAAUACCAUAAUUAUAAUAUUAAUUGGCACAUAGCCUAUAUUAAUUAACUUAUAUGAAAACCCAAUUUGGCAUUUCACAUAAAUAAUUUACACCAAUAAUAAAAAAUUAUUUUUACAAAAAGACAGUUAAAAUAAUAAUAAUUUGUGUUCCUUUCCUCACACAUUUUUAUUUAAAUAACAUAAGCCUAGGUUUAACACAUCCCGUUGUUUCCUCAGGAGCGUCAUUUGCAAUGACCCCGAGAUCUCCCUUGUGCCUGCCAGUUUCCCCGUGGACACGUCCAAGCUGCGCAUCGAGAAAACAGCCAUCCAUCGGAUCCCAAGCAAAGCCUUCAGCUACCUCCCCAAUCUGGAGUUCCUCUGGAUGUCCUUCAAUGUGCUGUCCGCCCUCAACCCGGACAGUUUCCGUGGGAUGCUAAAUCUGGAGGAGCUGCGACUGGAUGGGAAUGCCCUCACCGCAUUCCCCUGGGAGUCUCUUAUGGAUAUGUCCAGCCUCAGGCUGCUCGACUUGCACAACAACCAGUUGACCUCAGUUCCCGCAGACGCCACAAUUUAUAUAAAAAACCUGACCUACCUGGAUCUGUCCAGCAACAACCUCCUGACUGUCCCGGCCGAGGUGCUCGCCACCUGGCUAGCGGUUAAACCUGUGCAGAGCGCAGAGAGCUCCAAAAUGAUACUUGGUAAGGGAGAGCGAUUUUUCCUGAUAUUUAUCUAACAAUUAAGCAGGUGAUCGCAUGUACCAUUGAGAUACACUCUCAUUUACAAGGGAGAUGUGGCUGGAAGGCAGCCACAAGACAAUCAUACAUCCAGAUCAGGCAUGUUUUCCAUCAUAUGAAUGCCUCUACCACUUGUGAUAAAAAAUUGCUUAAGGAAGCUAGAUCUUUUUCAGUCACUCAGUUGUUGGUUGAAAAAUCUCUCCAAAUUGAGAAAAAAAGAGAUACUGUAUACAGACGAAUGUGUGAUAUGUUCCCAAAUCCUCUGAAAAAGCCAACAUGAUCUGAGUAUUGUGCAAUCACUCCCUAAAUCCCAAUUUAACCAUAAUUGUUGCCAUUAUCGUUGUCAUCAUCAUUGGCCAGCAGCAUACCACCCUACAUCCUACUACUGGCUUGCCUCUAAAGCUAAGCAGGGUUGGUCCCUGGAUGGGAGACCAGAUGCUGCUGGUAAGUGGUGUUGGAGGGCCAGUAGGAAGUACUCUUUCUACUGGUCAAGAAAAAUAUCCCAAUACCCCAGGGCAGUGAUUGGGAACAUUGCCCUGUGUAGGGUGCUGUUUUUCGGAUGGGAUGUUAAACGGGUGUCCUGACUCUCUGUGGUCUCUAAAGAUCCCAUGGCACUUAUUGUAAGAGUAGGGGUGUUAGCCCCGGUGUCCUGGCAAAAUGUCCAAUCUGGUCCUCAUACCAUCAUGGCCACCUAAUCAUCCCCAGCUUCCAAUUGGCUCAUUCAUCCCCCCUCCUCUCCCCUGAAACUAUUACCCAGGUUGUUGCUGUAAAUUAUAAUGUGUUCUCAGUCAAUUUACUGGUAAAAAAAAAACACUUGAGAUAAAAAAUAUAUAUAUUUUAGUCACUCAGUUGUUGGUUGAAAAAUCCCUCCAAAUUUAGAAAAAAAUUGAGAUAUACAGACAAAUGUGUGACGUGUUCCCAAAUCCUCUGAAAAAGUCAACAUAAUCUGAAUAUUGUGCAAUCACUGCCUAAAUCCCAAUUGAACCAUCGUCGUCGCCGUCAUCAUUAUCGUUGUCAUCAUCACCACACCCGCAUUGUAGUUUAUUCUAGAAUGUAAGUAAUCCUCACACAGACAUCCACAGCAGUCAUCUGUAGCUGUACAGUAAAGCUGUGCAACCAGAGAGACACUGUCAUUCCUUUCAUUCACGAUGUGUUUGUAAAGUGACCAGGCCCAGGAAAAACUCUGGGCCUUUCUUAUAAUGUCCCCUCCACUUCAUACUGUAACUUUUACGUUCUCCCCUCACCUCUGACCCCACCAACCCUCAUUAGUAUCCUUUUUUAUUUUAUUCAUCACAGAAUUCAGAGUUCAAUUGUAUUCUGCCAUGUGAAUUAAUGAGUUGAACUUAAACCAUCCAGGUCUCCAUGACAACCCCUGGGUGUGUGACUGCCGCCUGUAUGACCUGGUCCAGUUCCAGAAGUCGCCAACGCUCUCCGUAGCAUUCAUCGACACACGCCUCCGCUGCGCCGCUCCCGAGAGCCUGUCAGGUGUUCUGUUCAGCGACGCCGAGCUACGGAGGUGCCAGGCGCCGCGCAUCCACACAGCGAUGGCACGCGUCCACGGCGCCGUGGGAAACAACGUGCUGCUGCGCUGCGGAACCAUUGGCGUUCCCAGCCCGGAUCUGGCCUGGCGGAGGGCGGAAGGGAAAGCCCUGAAUGGGACAGGUGAGUCAGCAAGGGAUUUGUGUAUGUGUGCUUCUAUUCCUUUCUCUCUCUGUGUCUGUGUGAGUAUAACACUUCAGCUCUACUAUAACUCUUCAGCUCCACUACACGUCGCGUUGCUUUGCCAUCAGCGUCGUGUCAAUGUGCUGUUCUACCUGCUUAACAGAGCGCGUUGUUUUGAGAGCGGAGAGGAGCAGAGGGGAAGAGCGUCUUUAUUCUAUUUUCUACUGUACUGUACCAUAUUAAUCGAUUAUGCAUAACUACAAUAGCUUUGGUCCAGUUUUUCAAAAAUACUCAUUAAAUUGUUGCUAGUGGUUGUACUAAAUUAUUGUCUAAUUACACAAGUUGCUUUUGUUUACAUUGUGAACCUAGCUAAUCAAUGUAGCUAGCUAGCAAGUAGUAGUAGCUUCUUGACUUCAUAAAGACUGUGUUAGGCCGUAGUUGUCUGAAGCGUGCUAUAGAGUUCACAGCUGGCAAUGCCUCCUCGCGAUUAGUUAUUCCCCAUCAUUUGCAACAUUGCAUGUCAAUGAGCGUCAUCACUAUCUUUCCUUUGCUGUACCUUAAACUGUUGUGACUACCAGCUGAGGUAAACUUUUACGAAUUGAAAUUACUCCUGGCUCAGAGUUUGUCUGAGCAGUGUCUUAACAUCAUCCUAAAACCUACUCUGAGAGUUAUUUUUUGUCUUAAAACUGGUUUUAACAGGAUUCCUAGGACCUUUUCUGAGACGCUUUGUGGAUAUGGCCCCUGGAUUAAAAAACACUUUCAAUGGGAAUCUCCCCUGUCUUUGUAUGACUUUUUAGUAUUUAGUAUUUUUAUUUUUUACUCUGACUAAUAGUAUGUCCAUGUCUCUUCUCUUGCUCUACAGUCCAGCAGGAGAACUCCAAGGAAGGCAUCAUCUGGUCCAUCCUCAGUGUCCCAGCCGUGUCCUACCGUGACUCAGGGAAGUACGUCUGCACGGCCACUAACUACGCUGGAAUUGCAGAGACCGUCAUCUCCCUGGUCAUCUCCGACGCUCCCCCAAAACCCGACAAUAACAACAACCAAACCAGCGUGGUUGCUGCUGCUGUAAAAAAAAACAAAGUCAAGAAACCCAACGGGAUGGGGAAGGUAGCAUACCAGGAGAAACUUGUGGCUAGGUUAGUGGUUCCCACCCCCACCCCUCCACCCCCACCUGCUGUGGUGGACUCCAGCCCUGAGCCUGAGGGAGUGGGAAGUGUGGCAGAUAGAGCCACCCCUGGACAAGCCAGGUUGCCCAGUCCAGACGGACUCCUGGAGCUGGAGAAGACCAACCUGAGCAACCUGGCUCAGGCCCAGUAUGACCCGGACCGGAUAGUUCGCUCGGUCAAGGUGUUGGGCGACACGGAGAACACCAUCACCCUGAACUGGCGGGCACCCAAGGCCAAGAACACCACAGCCUUCAGUGUGCUCUAUGCCGUCUUCGGCGAGCGAGACAUGCGCAAGAUCAACGUGGCGGCGGGCCAGAAUCGGGUCUUCAUCGAGGGCCUGGUGCCCAAGACCAAGUACAUUGCCUGCGUGUGUGUCCGGGGCCUGAUCCCCAAGAAGGAGCAGUGCGUCAUCUUCUCCACCGACGAGGCGGCCAGUGCCGCUGGCACCCAGAAGCUCAUCAACGUCAUUGUGAUUACGGUGGCUUGCGUCAUUGCUGUGCCGCUCACCGUCAUCGUCUGCUGUGGCGCGCUCAAGAGGCGCAUCCAGAAGAUGUGGGGCAAGAAGUCCAAGGACAUCCAGGACUCGUAUGUGACUUUUGAGACGCUGUCCCCCGGAACCAAGGCUAAAGGGUUGGAGGGUGAGUACCUGACCAGACUCAAUCCAGAGGAGUCCAACCGGCUGCUGUCGGCCCGCUCCAGUCUGGACUCGGAGGCCACGGCUAAGAUAGAGGGACAGCCCAACGAGUACUUCUGCUGA